AUGACAGAUGAGUACAUCGACAUCCUAAUUAGGUUCCUUGAAACUGUUGGCGGGAUGCCCCGCGCUCACCUCCCAAGUGGUGGGACGAGUUUCGACGCGGUCGCAAUAUCCCUUGCUUCUUCGCUGUUCUUCUCUUUUCCCCAAAGCACAAAACUAAACGUCACUAAGGGCCAAAACCAUGAAGGAAUAUCCCUAUCAUCUGUAAAUGAGCAGCAUGCGCGUGUCUGGCUUUGUGAGUUUAUCGAGAGUGAGGUGCGCCACUGGGUGACGUAUUUAAGGAUGACCCGCGAGGACUAUGUUUUGGCGCAUGGGGUUGAGUCCUCAGGAGCGAAGUGGCCAGAGGAAGCUAGUAAUGAACGGCAGAAGAAACUGGAUAGCCUUAUAUCCGCUUACUGGCAGCUGAACGAAAAGUUUGAUGAUCUUCCAUGGUCUAGGACAGCAGAUGAAGGUGUGGCGGCAGCAACAGCAGCAACGCCAUCCAACGAGGUCACGUCCAAUCUAUGGGACCUCCUGGAGACCUUACAGUCUGCUGUUGAUGAGAAAAGCUUUGUUUGGAAAAGGAAGCUAUUGAUCUCUCCCGAGGCACAGCAAUACGUUACUGCCUUUUCUCUCGAUCUUAAAAGGCGGAGCUUGUUUAUAACGCAAGACGGGCUUAUUGGAAUGGGGCCUAGUUGGUUGAGAAAAGGGGAUCGGGUGAUGCUGGUCAGAGAUGCCAGUGUUCCUUACGUGUUUAGACACGUUGAUGAGGAAUUGAGGCACCAACUGCAAACAAUGGAGAUGAGGGAGGAUUUGUUGAGAGAAUGCUCCGUUGAAAGGAAAUAUAGCUUGUCACGGCAACUCAAGCGGCCCACCCUUGAGAGGCAAAUAUCAGACCUAAACCUGAGAAUUAGCCACCUUCAAUCUGGCACAAAAGAUGGAUGGAUUUUAAUUGGGGAGUCGUACAUUCCUGGUGUCAUGCUAGGAGAGGUUCUGGAAAGAGGCGGUUCUGAAAUCUUUGGAAGGAUUGCCAUACUAGGUUACAUAAAAAAGGGUCUCUUCGUAAUGCAGCUACUCUCAUCCAGUUCCCAUAGCUAA
This is a messenger RNA of Aspergillus oryzae RIB40, 1074 nucleotides long. RefSeq lists its product as uncharacterized. The record is from RefSeq and is a predicted model, not a curated record. NCBI's taxonomy places the organism in Eukaryota, Fungi, Ascomycota, Eurotiomycetes, Eurotiales, Aspergillaceae. The coding region runs from base 1 to 1074 and encodes 357 amino acids. The transcript is spliced from 2 exons.